CGCUGUGGUCCCCAGCCUCCUCCCUGCCUCGACUGGGAGUCCCGAGAGACUUGGCUGGGGCGCACCAUGGGGAACCACUUGACCGAGAUGGCGCCCACCGCCUCCUUCUUGCCUCACUUCCAAGCCCUGCACGUAGUGGUCAUCGGGCUGGACUCGGCUGGAAAGACCUCCCUCCUUUACCGCCUCAAGUUCAAGGAGUUUGUCCAGAGCGUCCCUACCAAAGGCUUCAACACAGAGAAGAUCCGGGUGCCCCUGGGGGGAUCCCGGGGCAUCACCUUCCAAGUGUGGGACGUGGGGGGGCAGGAGAAGCUGCGGCCACUGUGGCGCUCUUACACGCGCAGGACUGACGGGCUAGUGUUUGUGGUGGACGCUGCCGAGGCUGAGCGCCUGGAGGAGGCCAAGGUGGAGCUUCACCGAAUCAGUCGGGCCUCGGACAACCAGGGUGUGCCGGUGCUGGUGCUGGCCAACAAGCAGGACCAACCUGGGGCACUGAGCGCCGCGGAGGUGGAGAAGAGGCUGGCGGUCCGCGAGCUGGCGUCUGCCACGCUCACGCACGUGCAGGGCUGCAGCGCAGUGGAUGGGCUGGGCCUGCAACCCGGCCUUGAGCGUCUGUAUGAAAUGAUCCUCAAGAGGAAGAAGGCUGCUCGAGGCAGCAAGAAGAGACGGUGA
Messenger RNA from Chrysochloris asiatica (Cape golden mole), 669 nucleotides. It is a transcript of the gene ARL4D, whose product is annotated as ADP-ribosylation factor-like 4D. The transcript has a single exon. The coding region runs from base 67 to 669 and encodes 200 amino acids. Gene Ontology annotation, biological process: vesicle-mediated transport; intracellular protein transport. Gene Ontology annotation, cellular component: cytoplasm. NCBI's taxonomy places the organism in Eukaryota, Metazoa, Chordata, Mammalia, Afrosoricida, Chrysochloridae. Gene Ontology annotation, molecular function: GTP binding; GTPase activity. The record is from RefSeq and is a predicted model, not a curated record.